GAAUAAUUAUAGGUCCCUAACCUCAUAUAUCGUUAUAUCAGACAAGUAACCUCCCCUCUGACGAUGAUGUAUCCAACUAAACGGCGCCUAAACCGGAGGCUAACGUUGGACAUGCGUCCGCCUCUCCCUUCUCCAGCUCCUCACCUCCCAACCUACGCAUCACGCGCUACUCACUGAAUCAUCUCGUCACGAUUUACGCUAUAUUACUGAUUACCCAGGUCCUGUUCACGGCAUGGAAUCAUAAGCCCACACCCGAAGAGUUCCUUAACUUUGAACAGAGGUGGAUGGGACGACCAUCCAGCGGUUCGUUGUAGCAGCAUCACCAUCGCCAUCAACGCCAUUGCCUCUUCCCCUACGUUGUCAAAUAGGUAACUAACGGCAUAAUCAGAGAACAUAUAAGACCCAUAUUCUUGGUCGUUUGCGACUGAGUGAUAAGGAUAUCGAGCCGUGGAAUGCAGACUCGGCCAGGGAAAGGAGCCUGCCUAUAGACGCGACAGGACCCCGGCAACCGUCACUUGCCUAGCAGAUACACGGCCCUUACUCGCUCGGUGCUAGCAUCAUGGCGGGAAUCACCUCCUUUCAUUUCUUCGGCCUUCCACCCGAAUUACGGACCGCCAUCCUCACUCAGCUUCUCGUCUCGGACUCUAGUAUCGUGCUGCACAACAAGACUCUCUUUCCUCGGCCGCUCUCGAACGCCGCGAGCACGCUGAACGUGUUCCUCGUCAGCCUUCAGAUGUACGAAGAAGCCUCGGCGAUAUUCUACUCCCAGAACUGGUUCACCCUGAAUGCUCAAAGCCACCGUCUACCUAUCCAUCUCACUGGCCGAGGCGGUUUCCUAAGCCGAGAAGGGCAGGAUGCUCGCAGACGGGUGCGCAACCUAACACUUCACCUGACGAGGGUAGGCGGCGAAUUUGGCGAUAUUCUGGGACCCGCACUCUCCGACAUGGUAUUGUGCGGAGGCCUGCGGGUGCUCAACGUGCGGCUGGGAGAGCCGAGUUGGCGUGGCGCAAAUCGAGUGCCGGAUCCCGACACGGUGCAACGGCCUCCUUUCCAAGCACUGCUCGACCUCCUAGCGGAUCCGUAUCUGGAAAAAGUCGAAUUAUCAACCUGGAAAGCGCAUCUGGCCGUGUUCUGUCCGUUUCACCGAGAAGCCAGUUCGUUGACGAACCGGGCCACGGAGUCCACGGAUGAUCAGGGCCUAGCCACUCUGCGAAACGGUCCGGAUUGGAUCGAGCUGGAUUGGAGGGCUAUGAACGAAGUGCACGGAACGGGGCAGCGAAUCGUGAGGAUCGGCGAGAGAACCUAUUAAGAUGACACUGGCGAGGGAUAACCGGCGGUCACCUUGAACACCCGGACUCUCCCCGCCAAUGACGGCAGUCUAUUUCAGGAUUUGGUAGCACUACGCCAAGAGUAGUGAGCGAAGCCAAGAUCAGAUCAGCCUCCGCGGCGCACUUGUUUACCGAGGAUAUUGGUGUCUGUGUGGAGGGUUCACUUUUCAUGGGACCGUCCGCGUU
Messenger RNA from Durotheca rogersii, 1514 nucleotides. RefSeq lists its product as uncharacterized. The record is from RefSeq and is a predicted model, not a curated record. The transcript has a single exon. Bases 560 to 1309 code for a protein of 249 amino acids. Lineage: Eukaryota; Fungi; Ascomycota; Sordariomycetes; Xylariales; Xylariaceae.